Papilio machaon (common yellow swallowtail) is the source of this 370-nucleotide messenger RNA. It is a transcript of the gene mRpL34, whose product is annotated as 39S ribosomal protein L34, mitochondrial. Gene Ontology annotation, molecular function: structural constituent of ribosome. NCBI's taxonomy places the organism in Eukaryota, Metazoa, Arthropoda, Insecta, Lepidoptera, Papilionidae. Gene Ontology annotation, biological process: translation. The transcript has 2 exons. The coding region runs from base 83 to 355 and encodes 90 amino acids. Gene Ontology annotation, cellular component: ribosome; mitochondrial large ribosomal subunit. The record is from RefSeq and is a predicted model, not a curated record.
ACACUGACUUAAUCUGUCAAUCUUUAAUAUUUUUUUUGGUUAAAUUCUAGAAGAAAUUAUAGAAAAACAAGAAUUGAUAAGCAUGUCACGAUUUAUGACUGCUAUUUUGCAACCAUUAAAGUGUGUUGCUCAAAGCUUCCAUACAAUAUCUCAAGUUCCAUCAAGUAAUGCUUUAGUAAAGCCAGAUUCGUUUUUACUAACGGCUGUCAGAACUAAAGUUCGUUGUUAUUUUCCGAGGCCUAACGAAGUGAGAAGAGUGCGUCGGCACGGUUGGAAUGCAAGAAUAUCCACUCCAAAUGGUCGAAGAAUUAUUAUGCGUAGAUUAUUAAAAGGCAGGUUUGUUCUAUCUCAUUAGGAUUUGUUAUUUCAU